UAAACAGCUCCACAGGCGGGUAGCUAACAGGCUAGCUACUCAGUUUUGUGCAGAAAUGUUGUAACAUUGAAAGUUUUAUGAUAAUAACACAACAUUCUAAACGUCCUUAAUAGUAACUGUCACUUUCAGUUCCUGUUUAGCUUUAAGAUGUAUAAUGUAUAAUAAACCGUUAGCCGCAUGCUAACAGCUGAUGGUUGGAGGAGUUUAGCGUGAAUAGGUGCGCGCUGAGCGGUGAGAGCUCCGACUCGAGUCCGCGGCUUCGUUCCGGCCUUCUGUAAAUACUGCCCAGGAUGUCGGACUCAGACAGCGAGGAGGAUCAGGACCGUCCCUUCCAUCUGACGGGCUUCCUGUUCGGAAACAUCAACGAGGAUGGACAGCUGGAGGACGACAGUGUGUUGGACACGGAGAGUAAGAAGCACCUGGCGGGUUUGGGUUCUCUCGGGCUGGGGGCGCUCAUCACAGAGAUCACCUCCACCGAGGAGGACGACGAGCAGAACACCGACGCCGACGGUUGGGUGAAGAGCACUGAUGAUGCGGUGGAUUAUUCAGACAUCACUGAAGUUGCUGAAGAUGAAACUCGUAAAUGCAGACAAGCCAUGAGCAGCAUGCAGCCGUCACACACACACGAUGACGAGGACGAUUACGAUGCAGACUCGGAGGACAUUGAUGCCAAGCUCAUGCCUCCUCCUCCACCUCCCAGCCAGCCAAUCCCAGCUAAGAAAGACGACCCGCCCACUCAGAGCUCCAGUGUGAGUGAUGAAGGAGACGGAAUCAUUCUACCCUCCAUCAUCGCUCCCUCCUCCGCCGGUGAGAAGGCCGAGUUCAGCAGCUCCUCAGACAGCGAGAGCGAAUGCGAUAGGCCGGCAUCCAUGGGAGGGGCGGGGCAUCAGUCUAGUCUUACUCUCCCAUUGGCUGGCAUCAUGCAAAAGGACGCGAGUAAAUCUCUGCCGCAGGUCACAGAGCUUUUCCCCGAAUUCAGACCCGGCAAGGUGUUGCGGUUUCUGCGGUUGUUCGGGCCGGGUAAGAACAUGUCAUCGGUGUGGCGCAGCGCCCGCCGGAAGAGGAAGAAGAAGCACAAGGACGCGCACUCGGACACGCCCGCUGCUGACGGCGAAUCACAAGCUUCAGAAGGCGGAGCUACGAAGAAAUCUGGUUGGGAUUAUGACUAUGCCCCGCCCCCUCCACCAGAGCAAUGCCUGUCUGAUGAUGAGAUCUCAAUGAUGGCGCCGGUGGAGUGUAACAGUGUGUCGGUGGUGUGUGAGGGUGAAGGUGUGUGUGAGCUGAGGCCGCGUGUGGCAGAGUGGCGCUACGGUCCGGCUCAGCUGUGGUACGACAUGUUGGGCGUGCCCGAGGACGGCUCAGGGUUCCACUACGGCCUCAGCCUGCGCCAGGACGGCACGCCAACCGACACACACCCUGAAACGCAAACCGACACGCACGACGAUACUGAAAACGACACACACACCGAUACGGAGCAGUGCAGCGAGCAGGAGCUGGAGGACGAGCUCUUCCUGAUGGUUACCCAGCUACAGUGGGAGGAUGACAUUAUCUGGAACGGAGAAGACGUGAAACACAAGGGCACUAAGACCCAGCGGGCGAGUCUGGCAGGGUGGCUUCCCUCUAGCAUGACCCGCAACGCCAACGCCUACAACGCCCAGCAGGGUCUGAAUCGCAGUAAUUCCCAGCUGGUUCCUCCGACUCCACCACCAAUGCCCAAAGCACCAUCUAUUACUGGGUCCAAACGAGACAAACACGGUCAAGACCACCUGGUUUCCUAUGAAGGCGAUUCUCCCUGGUACUCCAUAUUCCCCAUCGAUAAUGAUGAGCUGGUGUAUGGGCGAUGGGAGGACCACAUUAUUUGGGAUGAUCAGAACAUGGACCGUCUCCUGACUCCUCCGGUCCUCACUCUGGACCCCAACGACGAGAACAUCAUACUGGAGAUCCCUAGUGAGAAGGAAGAGAGAACGUCUCACUCUCCGUCCAAGGAUAACAAGAAGGAGUCGUCCCUGAAAAAGAGCCGAAUUCUGCUCGGCAAGACGGGCGUCAUCAAAGACGAACCACAGCAGAACAUGUCUCAGCCGGAAGUCAAGGACCCGUGGAAUCUGUCCAACGAUGAGUUCUACUACCCCAAACAGCAGGGGCUGAGGGGCACCUUCGGUGGCAACAUCAUCCAGCACUCUAUUCCAGCGCUGGAGCUGAGGCAGCCGUUCUUCCCCACACACAUGGGUCCGAUGAAGCUGCGUCAGUUCCAUCGUCCCUCCCUCAAGAAGUACUCGUUCGGUCAUCUGUCUCAACCUGGACCCCAUCCAGUCCAGCCGCUCCUCAAGCAAAUCAAGAAGAAAGCCAAGACGAGGGAGCAGGAGCGACAGGCUUCAGGAGGAGGCGAUAUGUUCUUCAUGCGCACCAAUCAGGAUCUUACGGGCAAAGACGGAGACCUGAUCCUGGCAGAGUACAGCGAGGAGUACCCGCCACUCAUGAUGCAGGUCGGCAUGGCAACCAAGGUCAAAAACUACUACAAGAGGAAACCUGGUAAAGAUCCCGGUGCUCCAGAUUAUAAAUACGGAGAGAACGUUUACUGCCAUACUUCACCUUUCCUCGGAUCCCUACAUCCCGGUCAGCUGCUGCAGGCGUUCGAGAACAACCUGUUCCGAGCUCCCAUCUACCUGCACAAGAUGCCGCAGACGGAUUUCCUGAUCAUCCGGACGCGGCAGUGUUACUUCAUACGGGAGGUGCUGGAUAUAUUCUCGGUGGGACAGGAGUGCCCGCUCUACGAAGUGCCAGGGCCCAACUCUAAACGUGCCAACACACACAUCCGGGACUUCCUACAGGUGUUUAUCUAUCGGCUGUUCUGGAAGAGUAAGGACCGACCCAGGAGAAUUCGGAUGGAGGACAUAAAGAAGGCGUUUCCCUCUCACUCCGAGAGCAGCAUCCGCAAACGCCUCAAACUGUGUGCUGACUUCAAACGUACAGGAAUGGAUUCUAACUGGUGGGUGCUGAAGCCCGACUUUCGGCUUCCUACGGAGGAGGAGAUCAGAGCCAUGGUUUCACCAGAACAGUGCUGCUCCUACUACAGCAUGCUGGUAGCUGAACAGAGACUCAAGGAUGCAGGUUAUGGAGAGAAGUCGUUCUUCGCUCCAGAAGAAGAGAAUGAGGAAGACUUCCAGAUGAAGAUCGAUGAUGAGGUGCGCACCGCUCCGUGGAACACCACCCGGGCCUUUAUUGCAGCCAUGAAGGGGAAGUGUCUGCUGGAGGUGUCAGGUGUGGCCGAUCCCACCGGCUGUGGAGAGGGAUUCAGCUACGUCAAAGUACCAAACAAACCCACCCAGCAGAAGGAUGAGCGUGAGCCUCAGCCUGUUAAGAAGACAGUGACGGGUACAGACGCUGAUCUGCGACGUCUCUCGCUGAAAAACGCCAAACAGCUGCUGCGCAAGUUCGGCGUUCCAGAGGAGGAGAUUAAGAAGCUGUCCCGUUGGGAGGUGAUCGAUGUGGUGCGCACCAUGUCUACAGAACAGGCGCGUUCAGGAGAGACUCCGAUGAGUAAAUUUGCCCGAGGGUCGCGGUUCUCCGUCGCGGAGCAUCAGGAGCGCUACAAGGAGGAGUGUCAGCGCAUCUUCGACCUGCAGAACAAGGUGCUGGAGAGUACGGAGGUGUUGUCCACAGAUACGGACAGCAGCUCGGCCGAGGACAGCGACUUCGAGGAGAUGGGCAAGAACAUCGAGAACAUGCUGCAGAACAAGAAGACCAGUUCUCAGCUGAGCCGUGAGAGAGAGGAGGAGGAGAGGAAGGAGCUGCAGCGCAUGCUGAUGGGUGACGAGGCGGGCGAUCGCGACAAGAGCCGGAAGGAUCGACGGAAAGCUUUCUCGAGCGCUCAGUCCACCAGCUCAUACAAAGACGACGACGCCUCCUCAGUAACGAGUCUGAACUCGUCGGCGUGUGGCAGGCGGCUGAAAAUUUACCGCACGUUCCGCGACGAGGACGGUAAAGAUUACGUGCGCUGUGAGACCGUCCGCAAACCCACCGUCAUCGAUGCUUACCUGCGCAUCCGCAGCACCAAGGACGAGGACUUCAUUCGUAAGUUUGCUCUGUUUGAUGAGCAGCACAGGGAGGAGAUGCGUAAGGAGCGCAGGCGCAUACAGGAGCAGCUGCGCAGGUUAAAGCGCAACCAGGAAAAGGACCGCUUCAAGGGUCCGCCCGAGAAACGUCCCAAAAAAGCCAAGGAGAGGCCAGAUCUGAAGCUGAAAUGUGGAGCGUGUGGCGAGAUCGGUCACAUGAGGACCAACAAGUUCUGCCCGCUGUACUACCAGACGAACGCCCCGCCCACCAACCCGGUCGCCAUGACGGAGGAGCAGGAGGAGGAGCUGGAGAAGACGGUCAUCCAUAACGAUAACGAGGAGCUCAUUAAAGUGGAGGGAACCAAAAUAGUGCUGGGCAAACAGCUCAUCGAGAGUGCGGAUGAGGUGAGGAGAAAGUCUCUUGUGCUGAAAUUUCCUAAACAGCAGCUUCCUCCUAAAAAGAAGAGACGCGUCGGCAGCACCGUCCACUGCGACUACCUGAACCGUCCUCAUAAAUCCAUCCAUCGCAGGAGAACCGACCCCAUGGUCACUCUGUCGUCCGUACUGGAGAGCGUCAUUAACGACAUGAGGGAUCAUCCUAACACGUACCCGUUCCACACUCCGGUGAAUGGGAAGGUGGUGAAGGAUUAUUAUAAGAUCAUCACCAGGCCGAUGGACCUCCAGGCGCUGCGUGAGAACGUCAGGAAGCGCCUGUACCCCUCACGAGAGGAAUUCCGGGAGAGCGUCGAGCUCAUCGUCAAGAACAGCGGCACAUACAACGGAGCCAAGCACCCUCUGACGCAGGUGGCUCAGGCCAUGCUGGACCUGUGUGAUGAAAAACUGAAGGAGAAAGAGGAGCGUCUGGUUCGUUUGGAGAAGGCUAUAAACCCCUUGCUGGAUGAUGAUGAUCAGGUGGCCUUCUCCUUUAUCCUGGAUAACAUCGUCACUCAGAAGAUGAUGGCUGUUCCUGAGUCCUGGCCGUUCCACCAUCCCGUCAACAAGAAGUUCGUUCCUGAUUAUUAUAAAGUCAUCACCAACCCCAUGGACCUGGAGUCGCUCCGCAAGAACAUCUCCAAGCACAAGUACCAGAAUCGGGAGGUGUUCCUGGCAGACGUUAGUCUGAUCCACACCAACAGUGUCAAGUACAACGGUUCUGACAGCACCUACACUAAAACUGCUCUGGAGAUUGUGAGUGUGUGUAAGCAGACUCUAGCAGAGUAUGAUGAACACUUGACUCAGUUGGAGAAGGAUAUCUGUACCGCUAAAGAAGCUGCUCUCGAUGCUGCUGAUCUCGACAGUCUGGACCCACUAACACCCGGACCGUACACACCUCAGGGUCGCGGGCGUGGUCGAUUGGGAGAGGAGGAGUCUGAUGUCGAUAUCGAAGGAUUUGAAGAGGACGAUGAUGGCAAACCUAAAACACCUGCACCGGCUGAGGAGAGAGAUCUGGACGAUGAUGACGAGGAUGAUGAUGAGCUCCGGGUUCCUCUGGAGGAAGAGGAGGAAGAGGAUGACGAUGAAGGGUCACGGCAGGUGCAGUCCAGCAUUCUCUAUCAGGACCUGCUGAUGUCAGACGGAGAGGACGAGGGCACCGACGAGGAGGGCGACAACCCGUUCUCCUCGAUCCACCUAUCAGAGAGCGGCAGUGACAGCGAUCGCGAGACGCCGCAUCAGGACUCCAGUCGUAUGGGCAUGGAGCACGAGGAGAGCAUGAUGUCAUACGAGGGGGAGGGGCCUGACGAGGACACACACAUGGAGGACAGCAACGUCAGUUAUGGCAGCUAUGAUGAAGGAGACAGCCGACUCCAGGGGCGGAGCUUCAGUCCAGACGGGGAGGGGCUGGGGCUGGAGCAGGGGGAGGGGCUUGGCGAUGGCGUCAGCGAUGAAGAGGAGGAAGAGGACGAGGAACAGAGGCGAGGACCGAGCGUGCUCACUAGAGUCCAGCUCAGCGAGGACGAGGACAGCGAGGACUUUCAGUCCAUCGAGGGAGACAGUGACGUCGACUCUGAUAACUAACUCUCACUCGCGUGCUAAAGUUUGUGCACCCCUGGUUUCACUUGAUGUCUUGUUGAUUUUUCUAUCAGGAAGUAACAACACAAACUUUUAUCUGCUGAAUUUAAUGAUUCUUUAAAAAAAAAAAACUUGAAUAAAACAAGAAUUGUAUCUGGAGGGUGUGUUUACUUAUUCUUGUAUAGAAAAUAAAGACGUGUAGUUAGAGCAGGGGUGUCCAAACACCCUCACGCUCUCCUGUGGGUUCGUUCUGAAGUUUGUAUAAUAUAAAUCAUGUUUCAUUUGUCACGUUAAGCUUUUAUUAUUUUUAUUAUUUGAAAUGUUAUUCUGAUGUGAGCUGUGGAUCAUAAUAAAGACUUUUUUUUAAUAUCA
This is a messenger RNA of Trichomycterus rosablanca, 6434 nucleotides long. It is a transcript of the gene taf1, whose product is annotated as TAF1 RNA polymerase II, TATA box binding protein (TBP)-associated factor. NCBI's taxonomy places the organism in Eukaryota, Metazoa, Chordata, Actinopteri, Siluriformes, Trichomycteridae. The transcript is spliced from 40 exons. Gene Ontology annotation, biological process: RNA polymerase II preinitiation complex assembly; transcription by RNA polymerase II; DNA-templated transcription initiation. The record is from RefSeq and is a predicted model, not a curated record. Gene Ontology annotation, cellular component: transcription factor TFIID complex. Gene Ontology annotation, molecular function: histone acetyltransferase activity; DNA binding; TBP-class protein binding. Bases 291 to 6068 code for a protein of 1925 amino acids.